Messenger RNA from Copidosoma floridanum, 1541 nucleotides. RefSeq lists its product as uncharacterized. NCBI's taxonomy places the organism in Eukaryota, Metazoa, Arthropoda, Insecta, Hymenoptera, Encyrtidae. Gene Ontology annotation, biological process: regulation of transcription by RNA polymerase II. Gene Ontology annotation, cellular component: nucleus. Gene Ontology annotation, molecular function: RNA polymerase II cis-regulatory region sequence-specific DNA binding; DNA-binding transcription activator activity, RNA polymerase II-specific. The record is from RefSeq and is a predicted model, not a curated record.
GUUUCAAGUAUCAUGAUUCGUUUGAUUAAACUUUAGGUAAAAGACAAAAGCGUGAUGGUUGCUCCCACGAAAAUGUACAGAUGCAACCAGUGUUUGGAGCAGUUUCGAAAAUUAAGCGAUUUUCGAAUUCACAUAUGUUUACGAGGAACAAAUCAAUGCGAUCAUUGUGACCAAACUUUCGCUACUCAAAAGGCGUUGCUUAAUCAUCUUCAAACGCACGACAACAAUGACAUUGCUCAGAACUCUCAGAUGAAUUUUGUGUGUAAUAUUUGUGGUACCGAAUUUACCACACAUAAGAGUCUUAGAUUACAUUCACGAAUGCACGAUCCCGUCAAAUCACGUCACGUUGACGCACCUGAAGGCACAGACGAGGAUACAUUCAAAUGCGAUGAGUGCGAUGCGACGCUCUCUGUAUCUUACAGAACAGCUCAUAUGGCCUUGCACGAUGGUAUUUCGGUUACAUGUACCAUAUGCAAUCGCAAGUUUGAUUCGCCAGAAAGUUUAGUGAUGCACGCGGCUGUACAUGUCGAAUCCACUUCUGCUCAGGCAAUCUCUACAACCACGAUAGCGACAGAGCUUUUCAACGCUGCUACUAAAAAUUCCAUUGAUCCGAUUCUUGCGAAUGCAGGUGUCAGUGGACCCCUUGUCAGCGGUCCAACCAUAGCUGCAGUAGUCGAAGCCGCAGUAGCUGCCGAUGAUGCUGAGGCCUCUAAGGAGAAGCCGUACAUGUGUCAACAUUGCGGCCGUCGAUUCAGCAGACCACAUGAGAAAGUUAAGCACGAGAGGAUACACACUGGCGAGAAACCUCACGUCUGCGAGGUUUGUGGCAAAAAAUUCAGAGUCUCUUAUUGUCUAACGCUGCACAUGCGAACGCACACGGGAGUACGGCCUUACCAAUGCCAGCACUGUGGCAAACGUUUCAAAGCCUCAUCGGUAUAUAAUCACCAUUUGUUGACUCACGGCGACAAGCGCGCUUACACCUGUCCUUAUUGCCCCAAGACUUUUAAAACAAGGGUACAGUUAGCAGGUCACAAAAAUAGCCAUACAAAGCCUUUUCGUUGCACCGAGUGUUCUCGACCGUUUGCUUCGCUGUAUGCUGCGCGCUCGCAUAUGGAAACGCACAAAAAGGAGAACAACCUGAAAUUUAGUUGCGAAAUUUGUGGUGCCUCGUAUGGUCGUGCCUUUGCUGUGAAGGAUCACAUGAGACAGGCACAUGAACAGGAAAUUAUCGAAGAGGUGUUGCCAGAAGCCGCUCACGAGGAAGAAGUUCAUGAGAUGAUAGACAAUUUUUUGCUGAGGGACAAUGAUGAUAGUGUUGUACUGAACAAUGAGCUUAUCGUGCCUGAUUCGAUAUCUUGUAAUCCCAGUGAUCUCGAUCUCAUGACUGAGGACUAACACGUUGUACUCUCUAACUGGAAAACAAAAUGGAUUUAUGUGAUUUGCCGCCGAAGAUGUUCGAUUUUUUCUCUUGAAGAUAAAUUAGAUAGAUAUUUUUAAAAUAAUAGAUAAAAAAAGCAUUUAUAGCUCAUUUUCGUGAGCCG